AUGGCAACAGUAGAACCAGAGAUUGAAAAGAAGUUUAUUGAAGAUAGUUUAGGUGUAACAAGUCAAUCAUUUGGUGAACAAAUUACACAUACAAUUUGGGUUGAAGCAAAUAAAUCACCAAAUAUUUCAGGUUCAACAUUUAAUAAAAGAUUAAUUGUAGUAGGAAAAUGUAAAAUUCUUUCAAUUAAAAGAGGUGCAUUUGGUAAAUCAGUUGAACUCGAAUUUCAUUUAUAUAAUGUUUCAGAGAUUUGUGCAGAGAGUGAAGACUCAUUUACAAUAAAAUAUAAUGGAGAUAAUAAUGAACAAUUAGGUAUUACAAUGAAAGCUCCACUUGAAAAACUUCAAAUUUUAAUUAGAGCAAUUAGAACAAGUUAUAGAAGAAUCACUUGUGGUUUCCCAGAAACUUCAAUGAUGAAAUUAAAUUUACCUGAAAAUAAAUUAAUAGAUUUUGAAGUACCAUUAAUUAUGUCAUCAGCACAUGGUUUUGUGGAUGGAUAUAUUGCACAUUCAUAUUAUUAUCCAAAAGUUUAUAAAUCAGUUGGUACGUUAGAUUUUAUUAGAUUGAUUGAUGCAUUAUAUUCAAAUGAUGUUACAGAGAUUGAUUUCACACAAAUGGCAGGUAUUGAACCAUCUUCAGAGUUAAGUUUUAAUUUGUUCACAGCAAUUACAAGUUUACGUAAUAAUACUUAUUUCAAAUCUGUAAAUUUAUCUGGUUUACCACAUGCAAAUAUUAUAAGUGCAAUUGGAAUGUGUUUAGAAACAAAUAAAUCAAUUACAAAAUUAAAUUUAUCAAAUUUAAGAGUUGAACAAUCAUUACAACCUUUAGCAAAUGGUUUAGUUAAAAAUCCAAGUAAUGUUAUUCAAGCAUUAGAUUUAUCAAAAAAUAAUAUUCCAUAUCCAAUUAUGGCAACACUUUGUGAAUGUUUUUCUAAAUUUUCACAUGGUUUAGUAAGUUUAAAUUUAUCAAAAUGUGAUUUACUACCAAAAACAAUUUCAAUAUUAUUUGAAUCAUUUGAAAGAAAUUUUGGAAUGUCAUUAGCAAUUAAAUAUUUAAAUUUAUCACAUAAUAAAUUUGGAGAUAUUGGAUCACAAGCAAUUGGUGGAUGGAUGGCAAAGAUUAGAGGAUGUCAUUCAUUGGAUUGUUUAGUUUUAGCCAAUUGUAAUUUGAAUUUUCAAUUGAUGGGACCACCAUUACGUGUUGUCGAUAUAGCAAGAUUAGAUUUAUCAUUGAAUAGAAUCGAUAGAGCAUCAGCAAAGAUUUUAGGUAAUGAAGUAUUCGAUACAGUUGUCAAUUUAUGUGAAUUGAAUUUCAGUGGUUGUGGUAUGAAUGCUGAUUCUUUGGAAGACAUUUUCAUUUCUUUCAAUAGAAAUAGAAAGAUUGCAAAUAUCUCACUCAAUCUAUCACACAAUGCAUUGGGUGCCCGUGAAGCAACAUUAAUGUCAAAAUCAAUUUCAGGUUGUCGUUAUUUGGAGGCAUUGGAUAUCUCAAACAAUCGUUUAAAUUGUCGUUCAUUAAUAGAGCUUUUAAAUGCAAUUAAAAACAUUGAUCAAUUCAAUUUACACGAGUUAAAUAUUGCAAACAAUUACUUUGCACAAGGUCCUGAAGGUGACCUAUUAUGCCAACAAUUGGCUCACCUAAUUAAUACUUUCCCAACCAUUCGUACACUCAACAUCAGUGGUGGUAAAUAUCCAUUGUCAAAGAGUUUAACACCAUUGCUAGAAUCAUUGGUUAAAAAUAAUUCACUCAAGGAAUUGGAUAUCUCUGAUAAUGGUUUAGGUGAUUCAAUGGCUUCAAUCAUUGGUGAGAUGUUAAGAGAAAACACCUCUUUGAUCUAUUUAAAUUUGGAUAAUAAUCAAUUUGGUUUAUCAGGUUGGACUGCAAUUGCUCAACCAUUACUCUUUGAUAUCAAUAGAACUUUAAAUCAUUUAAUCUUCCCAAAAACUUUAGCUUCUGCUUAUACAUCAACACUAAUUCAAAAUUUCGCUUCAACUCUUCAAUCAUUUGGUGCCCUUCCAAAAGAUAAAAGAAAUCAAAUCAUUUCAUUAUUCCAAAAAAUGCAAGAUAAAUUGGCUGAAAAUAGAUUUGAAACUUCUGUAUUGGAUUCAGUUUACGUCUCUGAAUAUUAUAAUAAAACUCCUUACACAGUUCAUAUACCCGAAGAUUAUGUUACACCAUUGGUUGAUGUACCUGAACAUUUAUCUUCAUUACCACCACCAUCUUCACCAACAUUAUUUGAAAGUGUUAAUAAUAGUGGUACAAUUUCAAAUACUACUUCUACUACUACCACUACCGCUGCCACUGUUGUGGCAACCAAUAGUAGUAGUAAUGUUCUUCAACAUUCAAUUAAUAUGAAUAAUGGUGGUAGCAAUAUCAAUACUUCAAAUAGUAGUGUUGGUAGUGUUAAUAAUACAGGCACAACUAAUAAUAAUGUUAAUGGUAAACAACAACAACAACAACAAUUAAAUGGUGCAGGAUCAUCAACCCCAACAGUUUUAGCUGCACCAUCUGGUGAUAGAAAUCAACGUUCAAGAUCAAAUUCAAACUCUUCAACAGCAUCAAGUGUAAUAUCAAAACGUUCAAAUGCAUCAACAAGUGCAGCUCCUCCAAGACAAUUAAUUACACAAACAUCAGAUUGGCAACCAAAUGAAGAAAGUGAAGCCGAUAUUUAUGACACUAGCAAUAACAAUAGUUUUGUUGCAUACAGUACAGAUGAUGAAAGUGAUAACUAUACUCAAGACUCUUAUGAUGAUAAUUCCUCAAGAAAAUCUAAACAACAACAACUAAUGAGAAAAUCUAAACCAAAAUCAAUAAAGUCAAAUGCAUCAGUUUCUUCUGUAAAAUCUUCAGCAUCAAUUAAAUCAGCGUCAUCAGUUAAAUCAGCAUCAUCAGUUAAAUCAACAUCAUCAGUUAAAUCAGCACCAUCAGUUAAAUCCUCAAAUUCAGUUAAAUCCUCAAAAUCCUCACAAAAAGAAGUCCAACCACCACCACCUAUUGUAAUAAAUCAUGAGGAUGAUUCAGAGCAGGAAGAGGAAGAGCAAGAAGAACCAAAAUUAGAACCAUACCACGAAGAAGAAGAAGAAGAAGAGGAAGAAGAAGAAAAUAUUGAAUCUCAAACUGAUCAAGAUGAACAAGUUGAUUUCCAAGAAGAUGAUAACGAAAGAGAAAAUAAUAAUUUAAGUGACUUCCAUAGUGAUUCUCAAAAAGUUUUAUGA
Messenger RNA from Dictyostelium discoideum AX4, 3213 nucleotides. RefSeq names its product leucine-rich repeat-containing protein. Bases 1 to 3213 code for a protein of 1070 amino acids. The record is from RefSeq and is a predicted model, not a curated record. Lineage: Eukaryota; Evosea; Eumycetozoa; Dictyosteliales; Dictyosteliaceae. The transcript is spliced from 6 exons.